Molecule: messenger RNA, 2028 nt
Organism: Lipotes vexillifer (Yangtze River dolphin)
Lineage: Eukaryota; Metazoa; Chordata; Mammalia; Artiodactyla; Lipotidae
Gene: PRKCD
Product: protein kinase C delta
Exons: 17
Coding region: 1-2028 (675 amino acids)
Biological process (GO): protein phosphorylation
Molecular function (GO): diacylglycerol-dependent serine/threonine kinase activity; ATP binding
Source: RefSeq, a predicted model, not a curated record
AUGGCACCGUUCCUGCGCAUCUCCUUCAACUCCUACGAGCUGGGCUCCCUGCAGGCCGCAGACGAGGCAAGCCAGCCCUUCUGUGCUGUGAGGAUGAAGGAGGCACUCAGCACAGAGCGUGGGAAGACGCUGGUGCAGAGGAAGCCCACCAUGUACCCCGAGUGGAAGUCCUCGUUCGAUGCCCACAUCUACGAAGGUCGCGUCAUCCAGAUCGUGCUGAUGCGAGCCGCGGAGGAGCCAGUGUCCGAGGUGACAGUGGGUGUGUCGGUGCUGGCCGAGCGCUGCAAGAAGAACAAUGGCAAGGCCGAGUUCUGGCUGGACCUGCAACCCCAGGCCAAGGUGUUGAUGUCUGUGCAGUAUUUCCUGGAAGACAUAGAUUGCAAGCAGUCAAUGCGGGGUGAAGACGGGGCCAAGUUUCCAACGAUGAACCGCCGUGGAGCCAUCAAACAGGCCAAAAUUCACUACAUCAAGAACCACGAGUUUAUCGCCACCUUCUUUGGACAGCCUACUUUCUGCUCUGUGUGCAGAGACUUUGUUUGGGGUCUCAACAAGCAAGGCUACAAGUGCAGGCAGUGCAACGCUGCCAUCCACAAGAAAUGCAUCGACAAGAUCAUUGGCCGGUGUACGGGCACUGCAGCCAACAGCCGGGACACCAUAUUCCAGAAAGAACGUUUCAACAUUGACAUGCCACACCGGUUCAAGGUUUAUAACUACAUGAGCCCCACGUUCUGCGACCACUGCGGCAGCCUGCUCUGGGGGCUGGUGAAGCAGGGAUUAAAGUGUGAAGAUUGUGGCAUGAACGUGCACCAUAAGUGCCAGAUGAAGGUGGCCAACCUCUGUGGCAUCAACCAGAAGCUCCUGGCCGAGGCCUUGAACCAAGUCACCCAGAGACCUGCCCGGAGGUCGGACUCCGAGACUGCAGAGACUGUUGGGAUCUACCAGAAUUUUGAGAAGAAGCCAGGAGUCUCUGGAGAUGAUGUCCCAGGAACUGGGACCUACGGCAAGAUCUGGGAGAGCAGCACCAAGUGCAGCAUUGAGAACUUCACCUUCGUUAAGGUCCUGGGCAAAGGCAGCUUUGGGAAGGUGCUGCUCGCAGAGCUGAAGGGCAAAAAGGAAUUCUUCGCCAUCAAGGCCCUCAAGAAGGACGUGGUUCUGAUCGAUGAUGACGUGGAGUGCACGAUGGUGGAGAAGCGGGUGCUGGCGCUCUCCGGGGAGAAUCCCUUUCUCACCCAUCUCUUCUGCACCUUCCAGACCAAGGACCACCUGUUCUUUGUGAUGGAGUUCCUCAAUGGGGGCGACCUGAUGUAUCACAUCCAGGACAAAGGCCGCUUCGAGCUCUACCGUGCCACGUUUUAUGCAGCUGAGAUAGUCUGUGGACUACAGUUUCUACACCAGAAAGGGAUCAUUUACAGGGACCUUAAGCUGGACAACGUGAUGCUGGACCGGGACGGCCACAUCAAGAUUGCUGACUUUGGCAUGUGCAAGGAGAACAUGUUUGGGGACAAACAGGCCAGCACCUUCUGUGGCACCCCUGACUACAUCGCCCCCGAGAUCCUGCAGGGCCUGAAGUACUCAUUCUCCGUGGACUGGUGGUCCUUUGGAGUCCUUCUCUAUGAGAUGCUCAUUGGUCAGUCCCCCUUCCACGGUGACGAUGAGGAUGAACUCUUCGAGUCCAUCCGUGUGGACUCACCGUAUUAUCCCCGCUGGAUCACCAGGGAGUCCAAGGACAUCCUGGAGAAGCUGCUUGAACGGGAUACAACCAGGAGGCUGGGAGUGACAGGAAACAUCAAAAUCCACCCCUUCUUCAAGACCAUCAACUGGGCUCUGCUGGAGAAACGUGCAGUGGAGCCACCCUUCAAGCCCAGAGUGAGGUCCCCUGGAGACUACAGCAACUUCGACCAGGAGUUCCUGAACGAGAAGCCGCGCCUCUCCUACAGCGACAAGAACCUCAUCGACUCCAUGGACCAAACAGCAUUUGCCGGCUUCUCCUUUGUGAACCCCAGAUUUGAGAGGCUCCUGGAAAAUUGA